Molecule: messenger RNA, 3768 nt
Organism: Neurospora hispaniola
Lineage: Eukaryota; Fungi; Ascomycota; Sordariomycetes; Sordariales; Sordariaceae
Exons: 3
Coding region: 1-3768 (1255 amino acids)
Source: RefSeq, a predicted model, not a curated record
AUGGCCGCUGAGGUAGCAAAGGACCGAUCUGAUGAUGCAACACACGUAACUUCCGAGGCCGAGCCUACGAUCAAGAUCGAUGCUCCGGACGCGCAGAAUGCUCCACUCGACCAGUCGCAACUAACAGGCGAAAGUGCCACCCCUGCUGCUACGGAAGAGAUCGAGAAUAAGCACAUCUCCGACAUCGCGAAUGAAGUGGUAACCUCGGCCGAAGUCAGUGUUAGCGGAGGAUCCGACACUGAAGCCACCAAGAGCAAGGACGACAAGCCCCGCAGUUCGUCGACCGUUAAGAAGCCCAUUGCCUUCAAGGCCAUCAAUGUCAACCAAAAAUUUCUCACCACAAAGGCCACUACGCCGGCCGCCCCGGCCAAAGUCGCCGAGAAGCCUGCGGCGACAACGACCCUCAGCUCUACACCUGGAAGUCUGACACCGCGGCCCAGGCUCAUUGCGAAGACGGGAAGCGGGUCGGUCAAAUCGGCCACCGGUGCUAAUGGCAAAACGGGUAGUGCGCCAGAUCCAAAUGCCGUGUGGAACAAGAACAGACCUGUCCCACCUCCCGAGCCGAAAAAGUAUACCGACGAGGAGCUAAAGAAAUAUGGAAUUCACAUGGCGAGCCGUCUCCAACCCGAAGACACCAAGGGUCAGGCGAAUUGGGCCGACAUUGACGACGACGACGAAGAUUGGGCACCGGAAACGAUCACAUGGAAGGAUGGCACUAAGAUUGCUAUCCCACAUACCGAAGAGCAACCCCCGGCACCCCCCACGCCAGCGCCGGAACCGGAACCCGUUCCAAAACCUGUCGAAGCCAUCAAGGAAAGUGUGGCUGCGGAGAAACCGAAAUCACCUGCCCCAGGCCACGCGUCUAUCAUUAAGCCUGGAGUUCUAGGGUCUGGAAAGGGUCUUAUUCUCAAGGGUGCCCCCGAAAAGCCUACCCUCGUCGCAAAGCCUCCGCCCCCGCCAGCGCCCGUCAAGUCACCCUGGGCACCGAUACCAAAGGUGGAGAAAGUUUCUCCCAUGGUCGUUGAACCGCCGCCGCCGAAUCACCAUGCACCGAGGUAUCCCCCGAGAGAUGGGCCGGCUCAAUAUGCUGGUUUUCCUCCUGCGGGGCCGAAGGAAAUCGCCGCGGAUGAUUUCAGCAGAGGACCGUGGAGAGACGGGCCAGGUGGUGGUGGAAACAGAGAGCUAUAUAAUUCACAUUCCGGACGCUACGAACCCGUUCAGGACCGCCGUGGAUCAAUACGCCCAGAGCCGCAGUACGGCAGACAGCCUUCUGUCUUGCAACGCCCUGCCCACAACGAUCACCACGGCCCGGCCGAACCCUCUGCCGCUUUCCAAACACAUAGGACUAGCGACCAACAUGUGCCCUACGGCCGUAGGCGCGGCUCGUCCAACGUUAGUGGCGUUAGCAGCGGCUUCUUGAACCGUGCCAAGGGCUUUGAGCAGCCAUUGCAACCCCCCGAAAUUCUCAACGCCAGGCGCGAAUCCAUGACGGCCGGUAGUGACGGCCCUGGGUCACCGAGGAACUUCUCGCCUUCUGGCAUGCAGCACGGGCCUCGUCACCCUCACCCUCACCCUCACCCUCACCCUCACCCUCCCCUUCACCCGCACCACCAGGGCUGGCCUCCGCGGGUUUCCCCAGCCGUGAGUCACGCAGUACCGGCACCACAUCAUCACGGUCCCGAUAUGGUUGGGGUGCCCCCAGUUGGCCCGCCGCCGCCUGUCCAGGAACAAGUGCCGUUGAUUACGGAUCAAGAGAUUGAGCUGCAGAAGAGGUUGAUGCGUGAGAAGGUAGAGGCUGCUCGGAAACGGCGCAUGGAAGAAGAAGAGCGCGAAAAGGCAGCUCGCGAGGAGCGUAUCCGGCUCAAGUUGCAGGCGCUGGGUCCUGCCCCCGAAUCCAACAGUGCCAAGAAGGCUGCAGCGAAGGAGCAACCUGCUUCUACAACGGAAGGUGCCGCCCAGACAGGCGCGGCGACUGACGAACAAAAGGCUGUCGAGAAGACCGAGGUGAAAACCCCGCCUACCACUCAACCUGAAAAAGCUGAACAGCCACCAAACGGUGUGCCUCUACAAAUCCUACCGGACUCUGAGCCCCUCGAAAGCCGCCAGCCUCUUUGGUCUAGCAACAGUGCUAAGCAACAACAAGGGCGGUACACAGCUACUACUUGGGGUUCGCAGACAUCAACCAAGAACGUCUGGGGUCCUCCUACCAACAACCGCACUCUAGGAAACGGCACCUUCAACCCCGACCUAGGCACAUCACCUCCUCCGGUUUCGAACAAGCCCGGACCCGGCCCAAUUGCACCUCCCAGCCGGAACACCACCACCAUGGCCACCAAGACCAAUCUGUUCCCUGACGGUGCUCCCGCUCGGCUGCCACCCAUUGCCCCUCCUAAUCACUCCAACGCACCCAGCGGCACUUUGUCUACAGGCGAACGACAGGCCAAGGCGAAUCAAUGGGUCAGUGCUGCGCGUCUCAAUGACGAGGCCUUCGAGAACAUGCUCAAGGACAGAUUUGCUGAGCAGGACCGUCGCCGGGCUGAAAAGGGGCUCACGGCUGAAGACAUCCAGCCUGUGGUCAAGGAUGUCUGGCGUCCCACCAAGCUUGACGAGAACGGCAUGAGGAUCGAGGCUGGUCCCCGACAAACCGUCCGGGUUGGCAAGGAGAACCCGUGGGCUGCCUCUCAGCCUUCUCAGCAGACACAACCCCCGGCCGCGAAUACAUCUAUGCUCGGUAAUGCCGGCGCAGCACCACGGACCUCAUCUAGGUUCUUCCCUAGUCGCCAGCAGACCAUCGCUGCUGCGGAAUACCAACGCCCUCAUUCCCCUUCGCCUCCUCCCCCCGAUACGGAGACGACGGGUCAUCCGGCAUUCGACGGCGAUGUCAAGCACCCCCACGUCUGCAUUCCUACGCCCAGGCCCCAAGUUCGCCUACCACCCCCCUCUCAGGCGAGAGAGGAACCAAAGGUACAACAUCCAGAGGCUCCCAAGCCGCCAGGUCCGUCCUUCUCGUGGGCUAACACGGUUGCGUACAAGGGCGAGGAGCGUUCACCAGCACCCAACCCGGGUAGUCCCUGGCAAGCUCGGAUCGACAAUCUGCUCGGAGCUCGUAAGCCUUCUCAAACACAGCAGAAGCCAGCUGCGGGAGUGGACUCGACGAGCCGCGCUGCCUAUGAGCACCCAGAGACGUCUGUUACGGUGUCGCUUACCGCCGCUAUGAUCGCCGAAGCAUCUCCUACAACGAAGGACAUGGAUGAGGACUGCUUUGAGGAGCAGGAGAUGGGUUCCUUACCUACUGUCCGGAUUCCUACUGAGCUUCCGGAGAUGGCCUGGUCGCCUACAUCCGCACCGCCACCCAAGCCUCUCCAUCGGAAGUUCUUCCCCCUGACGACCAGCGCCGAGCCAAUCCGCAUCGACACCAGCUCGAACGGAAUUGGCAGCGUCAUUCGCAUUGCAUUCCCCGGGACUGACCGGCACCCGCCCUUCGUCACCGCGGUGACUAUUCCUUUCAGCAGGACUCGCAGCAACCCUCGUCGUGGCGGCGGUACAUCCCGCGGCGGUCGCCAUCCCGCGGCACCUCACAAUCAGCGCGGCAUGCCUGGAGGUCGUGGCAGUAGUAGAGACGCUUCUUCACCCAAUGACCAAGGACUCACCGGCCCUCCUACCGGACCUAACGGGUCGCACCAGCAGAGUAGGGGCCGAGGUGGUGGCUACAGGGGUAGGGAUAGUGCCUGGUCGAGGAGUGCACCAACCGCUAUUCAGACUUCCUAG